This is a messenger RNA of Cajanus cajan (pigeon pea), 2502 nucleotides long. RefSeq names its product transcription termination factor MTEF18, mitochondrial-like. Gene Ontology annotation, biological process: regulation of DNA-templated transcription. Gene Ontology annotation, molecular function: double-stranded DNA binding. NCBI's taxonomy places the organism in Eukaryota, Viridiplantae, Streptophyta, Magnoliopsida, Fabales, Fabaceae. The record is from RefSeq and is a predicted model, not a curated record.
ACGAGCUCUUUGUAAAUGUGAAGCCCUUUGUAUUCGCACUCAUCCCUUAUUUGCAAAAAAAGGGUAUUCUUCCAAAUGAUUUCCCACCUCAAUCAAAACCACCCCUUUCAUUUCUACCCUGGUACAUAUGUAAAAUCGCUGACACCACAAAACCCAUUUUCCGUUUUUCUCAAAGUUCCAAGCUUUACCGGUUCUACGGCUACCCAUUAUCUUAAAGUCUCAUGGGUGCAUUCUGUUAACUCACACUUUUCUGUGAAACGGGUAUCUCGGCAUGUAAAGGGGAAGGUGCAGGAUGUGCUGUUAGAUUACUUGCAUUCAAGCAGGGGAUACAGCUUCAUGGAUGCUGAAUUCAUUAGCCAAAACUCGCCAUCUUUUGUUCACGGUUUGGUGUCCGAGUUUCAUGGCCAGGAUGAAGAUGUUGCAAGGUGUUUGACGAAAUUCCUGAGGUACAACCCCAUUAAUGAGUUUGAACCAUUUUUUGAGAGUUUGGGGAUUAGCCCUCAUGAGUUGCCUUUGUUUCUCCCACGUGGCAUGAUGUAUUUGUCUGAUGAUCAUGUUUUGCUUGACAAUUUCCAUGCUUUGAGUAACUAUGGGGUUCCAAGAAAUAGAAUAGGGAAAAUUUACCAGCAGGCAAAGGAGGUUUUUGGGUAUCCUAGUGGAUUGUUGUUGUCGAAAUUUCGAGGUUAUGAGAAUUUGGGUUUGAGUAGGUCCAUGGUCAUCAAACUAGUUGUUUGUUGCCCUUCACUUUUGGUUGGUGAAACAUGCAGUGAAUUGGUUAUGGUUUUGGAUUGGUUGAAGAAAAUUGGUAUUGAACAUGAUUGGAUUGGGAAUUAUUUGUCUUGUUUGAAAACGUACGAGUCAAGAAGAAUGCUUGAUGCUAUGGAAUUUCUUCAUAAAGUGGGCUAUUCUGAAGAACAGAUGCACAAUUUGUUCAAGGAAAACCCUGCAUUAUUAUUGGAAGGUCUUGAGAAGGUGUAUGUAUUUUUGGGUCGAGCAUUUAAGUUAGGUCUCAAUAAGAAUGUGAUUUAUUCUUCCUUUAUAGAAUAUCCUCAUAUCUUGUCAAAUAAGUGUGUGAAAAAUCUAUUGGGAGUGAUUGGCUUUUUGUAUUCUAUUGGAAUGGAUACAGAUGGCAUUUCAAACAUUUUGUCUAACCACAUGCAACUCUUGAGCGCACAUCCCUUGAAAGGUCCUAAAUCUGUUUGUUUGCAGUUAAAAAUUAGAAAAACUGAUCUAUGUCAAAUCAUAAAGGAUGAUCCACUAAAGCUAAUUAGUUUGGCUUCAAAACUGAAACAGAAUAGUACUGUACAAUUAUCUUGCGAUGAGCCAAGUAAACAUCUGGAUAAAACAACAUUCUUGCUGAAGUUAGGAUAUGCUGAGAACUCUGAGGAGAUGGCAAAAGCAGUAAAAAAGUUCCGAGGGAGAGGUGAUCAAUUACAGGAGAGGUUUGAUUGUCUGGUUGAAGCUGGUUUGGACUAUAACAUUGCAAUCAAAAUGAUACAACGUGCUCCUAUGAUUCUAAACCAGAACAAAGUUGUGAUUCAAAAGAAGAUUGAUUUCUUGAGAAACAUUUUAGGUUAUCCAUUAGAUUGCAUUGUGUCAUUUCCAGCAUACUUGUGCUAUGAUUUGGAGAGAAUUAUGCUCAGAUUUUCAAUGUAUGCCUGGGUGGCGGAAAGGAAAGCAUCAAAACCUAUGAUGACCUUGAGCACUAUCCUUGCAUGUUCUAAUGAAAAGUUUGUAAAAUACGUUGUGAAUGUGCAUCCCGAAGGUCCAAUCAUCUGGGAAGAUCUAAGGCGGUUAUUGCAAAAAGAUAAGAGCAAACUCUUCCUUUAAGUUUUGUUUAAGAUGCCUAUUUAUCUUAAUAUAUGCCUUGCUAAUUCAUUUUACCCAAAAUACCUUGUUUUUUUUAGAUAGGAAAUAUCUUUGCAAAUGAAUAGGCUUUCUUUCUUUUAUGCACAAUAAAAAUUCUAUUUAAUUGUUGAUUCAUCUUACCCACGUGUGUAUGCUCAAUUUUCCUUCUAUAUUAUGAAUCAAUUUUAACUAUUUCAUUUUGUUUUGGACAAUUAAUGACCAUUUAACAAAUCCCAUUGAAGAGGGAAACCAUUUAUACUAGAUGUUUGAUAAAUCUAGUCAGAAAACAGAAACUGUUUUUUUAAGUGGUGUUUGGUACAAAGAAUGUUUUAACAUUGCUGGAAAUGUGGCUAAGGAAUAAAAGUUUUCUGUGUUUAGUAAUAUAGAAUGAGAAUAUUUCCCUGGAAUAAAAAAUUCAUUGGAAUGCUAAUAUAUGAAAUUAUGAAUAAGUGAAUAUAAAAAUUUCCCAUCUUCAUCGGUGAGAAUAAAACUUUCCUGUGGCAAUUGAAUGCAAAGUUACUAAAAUUUUUCAUGGUAAUUGAUAGUAAAUAUAUUAUUCCUGGCAAAGUUAAAUAAUUACCAAACACAUUCCAUAACUUUUUUUUUUUUUCUAGGAAUAGGAUUUCUGGGAGCGAAAAUUUCCAGGAAAAUAGU